Prunus armeniaca (apricot) is the source of this 918-nucleotide messenger RNA. NCBI's taxonomy places the organism in Eukaryota, Viridiplantae, Streptophyta, Magnoliopsida, Rosales, Rosaceae. The record is from the annotation of a GenBank genome assembly.
AUGGUGGCCGAUAGCAAGUCCAAAUCUGACAUUUCGUUCGCUGGAACUUUUGUCAGCAGCGCUUUCUCCGCUUGUUUUGCAGAGAUUUGUACUAUUCCAUUGGACACUGCUAAAGUUAGGCUUCAGCUCCAAAAGAAAGCUGUUGCAGGUGAUGGAGUGGCCUUACCUAAAUACAGGGGUAUGCUGGGUACGGUUGCUACCAUAGCCAGGGAAGAAGGUCUAUCGGCACUCUGGAAGGGAAUUGUACCUGGAUUACAUCGUCAAUGCCUAUAUGGAGGUUUGAGAAUUGGGUUGUAUGAUCCUAUUAAGACCUUAUAUUGCGGCAGCGACUUCGUCGGAGAUGUUCCUUUAACAAAGAAGAUACUUGCUGCCUUAACAACUGGUGCUCUAGCAAUCACAGUGGCAAAUCCAACUGAUCUUGUGAAAGUUAGACUUCAAGCUGAAGGAAAAUUACCCCCCGGUGCACCAAGGCGCUAUUCUGGAGCGCUGAAUGCCUAUUCCACCAUUGUGAGACAGGAAGGAGUUGGGGCUCUCUGGACUGGGAUUGGACCCAACAUUGCACGUAAUUCCAUCAUUAAUGCUGCCGAACUAGCCAGUUAUGAUCAAGUGAAGGAGACACUUCUGAAACUUCCAGGGUUCUCCGAUAAUGUUGUCACUCAUCUUCUUUCUGGUCUGGGGGCAGGUUUCUUUGCUGUCUGUAUUGGCUCACCAGUUGAUGUGGUUAAGUCAAGAAUGAUGGGAGAUUCUGCUUACAAAAGCACAAUUGAUUGUUUCCUCAAAACUUUGAAGAAUGAUGGACCUUUGGCCUUUUACAAGGGCUUCAUCCCAAAUUUUGGACGGCUAGGAUCGUGGAAUGUCAUCAUGUUUCUAACCCUUGAGCAGGCUAAGAAGUUUGUGAAAAGUAUAGAGUCAUCAUGA